AUGGGGCAGCGAGAACCGGCCGGCCCGCCGCCAAUGCCUCGCUCAUCGGUGGCCUUGCGGCUUCCAGGGCCCCAGAUAAUGUACAGGAACGAGGAGGUCACGCUAAGAGACAUCGUACAUUUUAGAGCUCAUUUGCUGGUUGACAGUCGAAACUUGAAAGAAUCGUUAGAGCGAGCAGAAUGGAGUCUUGGGGUGGAGUUGUGGUGCAGCGAGGGCGCGCAGUCGAGCACCCUGGCACCUGUCUCCUGCCGAGUGCUGAAGCUGCACUUCCAACCAUCCCAGGGUCUGCAUUACCACCUGCCCGUGCUCUUCGAUUACUUCCACCUGUCGGCUGUCUCCAUAACAAUACAUGCCAGUCUAGUUGCUUUGCAUCAACCGUACAUCAACACGCCCCGCUCGAGCAAACAGUGGGGCAAGUUAAUGAAGAGCGCUGGAUCCAACUUCAGCGCGUCGGGCAGCUUCGAGAACGUGUUGUUCGGAUCCACGGGCAAGUGCGCUGGCGGCAACUCCGGCAAAAUAGCUCACGCCAGGCAAGUCCAUGCAGAAGUAUGCGGGAUUCUGCUGGGAUCCCUAGAAGGUUUGCAAAGUGCGUUAACAGUGUGCGGCUCAACGGGUGUCAUGCUUACUCCAGAAGAGUCCACAUCUAAUUCAGUCGUUGGAGAAGUAGCGCAGAGGAUAAAGGAUCUCAGUGAUUUUGGAAAAAAUUUGCAGAAAUCCGAGUGCGGUGAAGAGGAGGAAUGGGCGAUGAGCGCCGCUCACGACAUCGCGCGUUUAUGUGCGGAGGUGACGCUUCGCUGGCGCGCAUUCCUGCACCACACCACCGACCGACCACACGUCCACCACGCGCUUGCAGCUCGACAUCAUGCAUUACGCAUCAAGCGUUUCUCAGAAUGCUUUUUUGUGCUGGACAACCCGCGUCACUCGAUGGCCGGUUGCUACGAUAGCAACUACCAAUCAUACCAGAGUGUCGGCGAGGCUGCUCGCAGGUCUCGGUAUCUGGCGCUGCUGCCGCCACUGCCGGUCCACUGCAUUGCUCUCGACGGAGAUCCGCAUAUCAUGCCCAUCAUCUUUGAAGAUAGAUACCAAGAUACUGCUGAAUUUGCAAGACGACGAUCGUUCUUAAAUUCCAGUGCCAAUAAAUCUGGAAGCGAUCCAUUCUUAUGUUCGGAACCUGUAGGAGAAGACUGCGCUUGUAGUAUAUCUUCUCUCGUUGAUUCAAGAAGACCUUCAUCAGAAGCAUCCAGAGUCACGCUAACACUGCCUAAAACAAUGAUGGAUGUUCUAGAGCCGCAAUUUCAAGCACCCAAAACGAGUUCUAAUGUGGUGCAAGCAACACUGACUCUGGCUCCACAAAAAUCCGCUAGAGGUUCCCCGAAAAGAACAUUGGUGAAACAAAACGUAGUUGAAAUGAACAAACCGCAUAACAAACAGCUAGAACUAACUGGCAGAAAUAGAUACAUUGUGCAAAAUAAUCAAAUCAGUGAAAUUCAACUCCCGCCAAACAGUGCAUUCGCGUCAUGCUCUAUACAACAAGGGCAACAACUAUCUCGAUACUCUGCAUCAACGUUACUAGACAUUAAUGCAUCAAAAAGCACUUCUAAUAUUUCGCGUACAGGCAAAGAAAAGGGCGAUCCCAAUGAACCAUUGCGACAGAAGCACGAAAUCACAAGUGGAGUUAGCACAUUACCCGCGAGACAUAGUAAAUCUUUAGAUCAGCUACGAAUGUCGCAAAUGACGCCAUUUAGUGCAGCGCAAACGCUUACAAAAAAUAUAAGAAAUAGUUCAAAUUCGUCGGUCAACUAUCCUAAAACAUACAUUCCGGUACAACAAAUAAAGCCUACGACACUGCCUCGUAGUGUCACCACUACAGCUUACCCCACGAGUACUACCACACGAUGUGGAUCAAAAGGAGACGAUUAUAGAAGGAACAUAACAGAAUUUAGAGAAAAAUACAAAAAUCCGUGCAAUAUGAAUUUAACUCCUCAACAUGGCAUGAGCAAUGAAGUAUUUCAUAAUAACGUAGGUUAUAAGUAUGAUGGUGCGAUGAAACCUAAUCCUAACCAAGUAUAUGGCUAUACUCUCGGUAACCAGGGUAAUCUGCAAGUGAAUAAUGUUAUUCGUAAUCCGUUAGAGUUUCAGAGAGGCUACAGUGUAAAUUUACCCCGUCCUAUGUUGCCUCCACGUAAUUCUUAUCCACCGGUUAGUGGUAAAACUCAAGUGACUGAUCAAAAUAACUUAGUUUCUAAUAAACAUGUUCAUAGAUCUAAUUCUACGCAUGUAUUUCAUCAGAAUAUGGACAGCCAACAAAUCGACAUUGAAGCAGCCCGUAACCAACUGAGGUAUGAAUUAAAUUACUAUCUUCAAAAAGGAGACUGGAGCUAUGACUUUAAUACUGGCAGCCUCAUCCAAAAUUAUCAAAAGAAGUCUAGUAAAAGCAGUGACGAUAGCGGUUUUGUGAUGAAUUUAGAUAGAAGCAGCGAUGGAACUUCAAAAUCAACUUAUUCGAAAACACCGCCUUCUACUCCACAUUCCACAAUGCCUUCCGUGAGGCAUAAGAAGAGCAGGUCAAAGGAGUCCAAAUUGAAUAAUAGCGCUAAAGAAAACUCAAAACUAAAUUCUAGCCGUGACUCAUUAAGUAGUCAUCACUCCAUAAAAUCCCGGGAUAGUAAAUCCGACCGUCAUACUUCAAAAUCUGAGCGUAGUACGCCAAAGUCAGACAGAGCGACCCCGAGAUCUGGGAAAUCGACACCUAAAUCUGGUGGUAUUACACCAAGGUCGGGUCUAGCAACACCAAAGUCUGGAAGAGCCACGCCUAAAUCUGGUAUGGCUACACCUAAGAGUGGUAGAUCUAGCGGAAAACCAGAAAAACGAUCAAAACAUAAGCCGUCGGAGAAAAUGACUCAAUUAAUGUCAGAAGCCGCAUCUUCCUCCAGCAAUGAAAGUAUACCAUUUGAAUUACGAAGAUUAGAGUCAUCUGCGAGUGUCCCUUAUAGUCUCGAUCACGGCCCAGAGUUAUUACGGCAUUGCAGAAGCGCAGCAUCGGUAUUGGACGAACCUAACUUAAAUAAUAAUUUCGGAUCGGAAUCUUUACCCAAUUUAGCACCACCGCCCGCUUUUGAAUCACCACCACUUGAUAUAGGAGACAAAGAUUUCAAAAUUCUGCCUCCAGAAAACUUUUCAAACAAAGAAGAAAAACGUAGUAGAAGUAGUUCCACAUCGAGCUUAAGCGAACAAAGUGGUUGGGUAUCCAGUGGACGUAGUUCAGGCCCCUCAUCUCCCGAUAAUACCAGUUGUCAAUUAAACCAAAAUUUCCCUCCGCCAAGCCAAGCACUUGCCAAAACUCCUACCAAAACCUACGAGGAUCCUAUCGAAAUUCGUAAAUCUGAAGGUGAAACGAUAUGUGAUUUUAAAAGAACUGAACUCAACGGUGAGCAGUUACGUGAACGGCUGCUAAAAUUAGCUGUGAAAGUAGCUCAGAAUAACUCGAAUGAGAAAAUAGAAUGCUGUGAUAAAGAAAUAUGUGAAGAGUGUACGAUUUGUAGUGACUCUAUAUGUACAGAUAGUCAAUGCGAAUAUAAUAAGAUUAUGCACAGUAACGGGAUUGACGCGGGUUGUAACUCUGACACAUGUACUGCAAGCUGCUUCCAACAAAUGUCAGAAAUUAACGCUAAAGUAAACCAACGACAUAAUUCAUUUAGUGCAGUGCAAGGCAAGUCUUUCAGCACGUCAAAAUCUACAAGUGAAGGAAUGGUUAAUAAAUCACAAACUAUUAGCGAUAACUUACAUCCGUAUAUACGUAAAGAGAUUGUGCCGAAGCCACAGCCAAGUUCGAGUAAAUCAAGUUCUAUGGAUAAAAGUAAACUCAGGGAAAGGAUUGAAUACACAGAGCGAUUAAUUGCAGCGGAACUCAGAAGUCUCACUGUAGACAGGUCUUGUAAAAGCCAUAAUAAAAAGUCAGCGCCGGGUCCCGUAGCAUCUGUACAAAAAUAUCACAAUAAAGCGAAGUCUGAAAUAGAUUUGGCGCACUUCAUUGGGGACAAUGAUUACGAGCAUUUGCCACCACCACAGCAAUUCCGCGAUGCACCGCCUCCACCAGACGAAUUUAAGGACCCUCCUGCGAAGUCGCCAAAAUUGAGCAGACAAAGCAGUAAGGCGUCAACGCCGUCAAAGACUCCGCAGAAACACGCACAACCAUCUACACUAGAGUUAGAUAAUCCCCUCUACCACGUGUGUGAAGAACGUGAAAGUAAUCUCAUCAGUAUCUUCGGGCUAGCCGAGUCUGAAAGAUUGUUCGUUAAAUGUCGAGACGAGUUCCGACAAAGCGUGAAAUAUCCAGGAGCUAUUUAUUCAGAUUUUCCACCUGUGGAAAAUUCGCUCCCCUACUUCCAUAUCAGCGAUGAAUAUCGAAUGUUUAAUCCUGAAGGAUUACAUCUCAUAAUAUGCGUUCAUGGCUUAGAUGGCAACGCAGCUGACCUGCGCCUGGUAAAAACAUACCUAGAACUAGGCCUACCAGGCGCCAGAUUAGAUUUUCUAAUGUCAGAGAGAAAUCAAGGGGAUACAUUUUCCGAUUUUGAUACAAUGACGGACAGGUUGGUUCAGGAAAUUCUCACGCACAUUCAAAAUUCAAGCGAACCGGCUCGCAUUAGCUUCGUGGGACACUCACUUGGCACCAUUAUCAUCAGAUCUGCACUAGCCAGGCCUCAGAUGAAACCAUUUUUGGGCAAACUGCAUACGUUCUUAUCGCUUAGCGGCCCACAUCUUGGCACUCUUUAUAAUUCUAGUGGUCUCGUGAAUGCCGGCAUGUGGUUCAUGCAAAAAUGGAAGAAGUCCGGGUCCCUCCUCCAGCUGUCUCUACGCGACGCAUCGGAUCCUCGCCGUUCGUUCCUCUACCGCUUGAGCGAAAGGAGCCAGCUGCAUCAGUUCAAACACAUCCUGCUCUGUGGCUCCGGGCAGGAUCGAUACGUUCCUCUGCACUCGGCACGACUUGAGCUUUGCAAAGCCGCCGCUAAAGAUAUGUCUCUGCUAGGUCAAGCUUAUAGGGAAAUGGUACACAACAUGGUGGCACCGCUUGCGCGCGCAUCGUCCGUCUCAGUGGUUCGAUACGACGUCCAACACGCACUCCCACACACGGCCAGCGCGUUGGUCGGUCGAGCAGCUCACAUCGCAGCUCUCGAUUCAGAUCUUUUCAUUGAGAAAUUUCUUCUUGUCUCCGCACUCAAAUAUUUCCGGUAAUGUUUUAAUAAAUUUGAUAUCACGUUUGAGACUGAAAUCGGUAUCACUAUACGCUUAUGUAAAACCCGAAUGCGGUUGUAACUUUCAAACUUAAAAUUUAUUCUAGAAAAUUCCAUAAUUGUUUCACUAUGGGGCAUUUAUUUUUUAAUUUGUAACUAGCAUUUUGUUUUUAUUAGCAUUUGUUUUUAAAAUGAUCGGCUCUUACUAUUGCAGCAGGACUUAGGUAACGCCGUAUAAAAAGGUGUUUAUUCAACUGAGCUGGAUUUAUCCAAGGUCGUUUUAAAUCUUAAACAUUUGGUGACUCUGAAUUUUUGGGAUAAGGGCAGGUUGAAAAAUAAUUUAUUUUCUAUUUUUGUGCCAUUUUAAAAAUAUCAGAAAUCGCCCUACUGAGCAGACUUACUUUUAUAAAACACUUAUUGGCCACUUAUUAUUACACACUUAUUAUACACUUAUUUGGCUGUGAUAAUUUCCACUCGGUAUUUCUUUGGACCUCUAAUCUCUUUUUUGAAGGUACAAUAAGCAAAAUAUUGAAGAAUGCCAUGCCUAUUGCCUAUUUUACCCAGAGCCGUUCAACGUUCAAAUUGCUCUUCCAUGCGAUGUUUAAUAUUCUCUGAGUUCGUGUAUCGUAUUAUAAUUUCUUUUGUAGUGUUUACAAUUAAAUGCGAUUGUCCGAAAUAUUUAAAAUUAUGGUAAUAAUAAAAUUAAUAAUGACCCAUCUUUGCGACUACUGAAUUAAAUCGAUCAAGGAAAUAAAGAAUUUUAAAUCGAUUUAAUAUCCUACCUAGAGUCAUAAAUAUCUAUUAUUGAAUGCAGAGAAUUACAAUGAACUAACAAUUUUAAUUAAGUAGCAUAAGAUGGAUCUUUACACCAAAUAAUUAAGACUACAAUUUAGCUAAUGUAGAUAAUAAUAGAUAGAUGUUAUUAUAAUAAUUAAUAUUGUUAACUACACUGUGAAAUGUUCACAGCAUAAUUUCGUUUAGGGUUGCCAUCUUGUUAACAUCUAGCAUCAGAAAUACAGUUUUAAUCGUUAACUUUAAGAAUUUUAUUAUUGAUACGAAUUUAUUUUUAAAAUAAUACAAUAAAAUCUUUUUAAUAUAUUGCAAUUUAUGAUAUCGCGCACGAACAUUUGAUCACAAUAGAAUCUGAGUCAUUCAUACCGGGGUGUGAUGGCAACCUUAUGAUGGCAGUCAAUUUUCAUCACUUGUUUAAUAUUUAUUUAAUACUUCCGGGGCUGGGCAAUGUCAUAAUUGCCUUUGUGUACCUUACUAAGUUAGAUUUUAAACAAAUUAACACCCAGGUUUCCUUAUGAACAGCACAAAAGAUGAAAAUGAAUAUAAAAAUUUCAUUCCAGCAGCGCUAAAUACGAUUUACGGAUGUAAUCGUAUCUAAAAUUAGGUCAUGUUUGAAAAUUUGACGGGUGUAAGUAAUCCAAAUCAUCGCUCAAACUGCUUAUCUCUAUACUGGUUUACAGAGUAAUCCAUUGCACGUAAUAUUUUGUGUUUCAUAUAAAAAACAUAAACCAAGCUACCAUGAUUCAACAUUUUUAUUCGAACCAAACACAUUGGUAUCGAAAUAAUGCUGUUUAUUUCGCCAACUUAACUUUCGCAAUUAUGGGCCAUUUCUUACGCGUAACUUGAACAAUUCAGCCGAUAUUACUUAUACCACCAUCAGUUACAUACUUUAUAUUGGCAAUAAAUUGACAGCGUUUGCGCGGCGCUUUACAUACCUCUUUUCUUAAGUAAUUACAUAGCUCUUGAUAUUAUAUUUCUUGUAUUUAAUCAAGUGAUGAUAUUGACCAACACUAAGAGAGCAAAAAUCUUCUGCCUAUCGCAUUUUAUCAUAAUCCUCAAAUUUUUUCCAUCGCACAAAAGGAAUCGAUACGAAACCUCACAAUGGAGAAUUUCUAUUAUUCGCAUUUUAUAAUUUAUAUGUCGUUGUAAUGUUUAUGUUCCUGUUGCGAAAAAUAAAUGAAAGGGCCUGAAACUACGGCCGUAGCCUUAAUCAAUAUAACAUGUUAGAGAAAGUUGUAAAUUUUUAUCGAAUGUUAGACUGAUCUUUAAAUAUACGAUCACUAAGAUUAUGGGUAAGUUCCAUAGAGGUAUCCUUUCUUAUUAGAAUUUAAUUUUAAUCUCGAAUAGUCACGCUCUGUCCACAUAUUUGUAGUAGUUGAUUUUAUACAGGGGCUUAUUAAUUUCGUCGGAUAUAGAUAAAUCGUAGUUAUUGAUAUGUUGUAUUAACGGUCAUGAGCGAAUUUAAGAACAAUCAAGGCUAUCAACUACAACGGACAUCCCUAGAGACCUCAAUCCUUGUCCAUAAUGCACCAUCGUGUUUUGCAUGACAAAUGCGUUUUACAGGUUGUUCUAAGUAUGGAAAAUUCCCCACUAUACUUAUUAUAGAAAUAAAAUAAUAUAUAGCCGCAAGAAUUUAUAUUUGUAACAUUAUUUUUAAAACUACAGUAAUUAGAGAUUUUAAUAACUCCUUAUUAAAUUAUUUUGUAAUGAAGCUGAUGACCCGAAUAUCUUAUUCCAAAGCAAAAUAAUAUAAUUAGUGUCACCUGUGCAUGUUUUAAAAUUUUUAGUUAGACAAUAUGGAUUCCGAAUAUUUUGUGACCGACGAUAUGUUUUUAUAUUAUUUAAGUAUUUAAUAAAAAUCGAUGCAAUGGGAACACCUAGCACCUUGGAACAUAUUACAUAACCAUUUAUUAUAAAAUAUCAGACUUUAUUUCUUUUCUUAAAAAUGAUAUAUCUUACAUAGUAUAUACUGUUAAAUAUUUUGAAACAUGCUCGGUUACAUAUAAAACAUUCUGUUUAAAAUAAAUGCAUGUAUGUAGUAGUUGUGUAUUAAAAGACGGAAAAGAAUUUUGUAAAUAAUAUAGUAAAUGAAAUUUUAUUUGUAAAUCGUAUGUCUAAUGACAAUGUGUCGAUGUUAUACACAUAUAAAAUAAAUAAUAAAUAAACGAAUUCCUGAAAA
Messenger RNA from Manduca sexta (tobacco hornworm), 8202 nucleotides. RefSeq lists its product as uncharacterized. Lineage: Eukaryota; Metazoa; Arthropoda; Insecta; Lepidoptera; Sphingidae. The record is from RefSeq and is a predicted model, not a curated record. The coding region runs from base 1 to 5232 and encodes 1743 amino acids. The transcript has 14 exons.